AAAAAAAUUCACUUUGUCUAUGGUGCCAUGAUGGUGAAGGUGAAGUGUGUGCGAAAUUCUUGUUCAAGAUAAUUUUAAUGCGAAUUUCGGCUAUCGUAGUGUUUUAAGUGUUAUUUAGAUAUUAAAUGUCGUGUUAGUGAAAAUGCAGUUCUACAAGGAAAGGAUUCUAAAUGCCGCGCAGUUAAAAAGACUGAGUGAACACAAAUAUUCGUGUACAAGUGCUAGUAUAUUGGAUGCAUGGCUUCAGCCAUGGUGGUGCUGGCUGGUGUCGAAGACGCCGCUGUGGCUCGCGCCGAAUCUCAUUACGAUUCUAGGAUUAAUUAUAAACAUAGUCACCACCCUGAUACUAGUAUGGUAUAGUCCAGAUGCUAAAUCAGACCCACCGCGAUGGGCGUGCUUCCUCUGUGCGCUGGGCGUGUUCAUCUACCAGAGCCUGGACGCGAUAGACGGCAAGCAGGCGCGCCGGACCGGCAGCCAGAGCCCACUUGGGGAGCUGUUCGACCACGGCUGCGACUCAAUAUCAACAGUAUUCAUAGCAGUGGGAGCGUGCACAGCCGUACGCCUUGGGGAAUACCCCACUUGGAUGUUUUUCCAGUGUUUCUGCGCCAUGACGCUGUUCUACUGCGCGCACUGGCAGGCCUACGUGACGGGCACGCUGAAGAUGGGCCGCAUCGACGUGACGGAGGCGCAGUACUCCAUCAUCCUCAUCCACCUCGUGUCCGCCAUCUUGGGGCCGCAGAUCUGGUCCGUUCAGGUGUGGUCUGGGCUGGAGAUGCGGUACUCGGUAGGGGCGGCCGCGGUGCUGGCGGCGACCUUGACCCUGGGAGCCCUGGCCGCCGCCAUCUUGGCUGGGGGCGUCGGCAAGAACGGCUCCACUGUCGCAAUGCCGUGGCUGGGCCGGCCGUGGGCGCUGGCCGUGUCGACGUCAUGUUUCGCGGCGCAGGGACAUUUCGUGUACGAUUUCGCUCACACGUUCCAAGUUAGGGGCUGCGGGAAGAACGGAUCCACCGUGGCCGGCACGAGCAUCCUGUCGCCGGUGAUCCCGUUCUCGCUGGUGGUGGUGCCCGCCUUCAUCAUCUUCCAGAAGAGCGAGAGCCUCGUGUACGAGACGCAUCCAAUUCUGUACAUCCUCACCUUUGGCAUGGUGGCCGCUAAGGUCACAAAUCGGCUUGUGGUGGCGCACAUGACGAAGAGCGAGAUGCAGUACUACGACUGGUCGCUGCUCGGGCCGGCCAUGCUGUUCCUCAACCAGUACUUCAACAACGCCAUACCCGAGUACUACGUGCUGUGGUUAGCCAACAUAUGGGUGUGCGUGGACCUGGUCCGCUACUGCGGGCAGAUCUGCACGGAGAUCUGCGAGCACCUCAAGAUCCACCUGUUCAAGAUCCCGUUCCCGCCGCCCGCGUCGCCGCCGCACGACCGCAACGUGACGAGUGACAGCUCGGACAAGUCGGAGGACAGUGAAGUGGACAGCGACGCGGCGCCGCUCCUGAACAAUAACACUGUUAGUGCAUAAGUUACUUGUAGUGCAUGGACUAUCUAUACAG
Plutella xylostella (diamondback moth) is the source of this 1547-nucleotide messenger RNA. RefSeq names its product choline/ethanolaminephosphotransferase 1 bbc (gene bbc). Gene Ontology annotation, biological process: phosphatidylethanolamine biosynthetic process. Gene Ontology annotation, cellular component: endoplasmic reticulum membrane; Golgi apparatus. Gene Ontology annotation, molecular function: diacylglycerol cholinephosphotransferase activity; ethanolaminephosphotransferase activity. The record is from RefSeq and is a predicted model, not a curated record. Lineage: Eukaryota; Metazoa; Arthropoda; Insecta; Lepidoptera; Plutellidae.